Electrophorus electricus (electric eel) is the source of this 3831-nucleotide messenger RNA. It is a transcript of the gene has3, whose product is annotated as hyaluronan synthase 3. Gene Ontology annotation, molecular function: hyaluronan synthase activity. Gene Ontology annotation, biological process: extracellular matrix assembly; hyaluronan biosynthetic process; polysaccharide biosynthetic process. Gene Ontology annotation, cellular component: plasma membrane. NCBI's taxonomy places the organism in Eukaryota, Metazoa, Chordata, Actinopteri, Gymnotiformes, Gymnotidae. The record is from RefSeq and is a predicted model, not a curated record.
AUCUCUCGAAUUAAGAGCCGGCGGAAUAAAGAUGUAGUGUGAGCAGAACAAGGAACGUGCUGUGCUGCAGUGGAGAGGAGUGGAGCGGACGCCCGGGCAGACGCACGCGUGCACACAAACCCCGCAAGGCUGACUCCUCGAGGACAGAGAAAGGCCAACGUCACUGCCCCGGGGCUGGAAAGAUGCCCUCUUGCUGCGGCAAAGCGGUGCGUAUUUUCGUCACCACGCUCUUCGCCGCUGUGGUCCUCUUCGCCAUCCUGCUGGCCUACGUGACGGGCUACCAGUUCAUCCGCACCGAGCGGCACCACCUGUCCUUCGGGCUCUACGGUGCCGCCCUGUCGCUCCACCUGCUGCUACAGAGCCUCUUCGCUUUCCUGGAGCACCGCCGCAUGCGCGGCCCGUCGCGGCCACGCCACCUGCACCGCACCGUCGCCCUCUGCAUCGCCGCCUACCAGGAGGACCCGGACUACCUGCGCAAGUGCCUGCGCAGCGCGCGACGCAUUUCCUUUCCCGGCCUCAAGGUCGUCCUGGUGGUGGACGGGAACCGGCCCGAGGACACCUACAUGAUGGACAUCUUCCAGGAAGUGAUGGGAGCGGCGGGGCAGGCCGGCCGCGUGGUGUGGAAGGGGAACUACCACAGCGACGGGGGUGGGGCCUCGGUGCUCGCGGAGGAGGCAGCGCAGGUGGCGCGGGUCGUGCGCGGCUGCCGCUACUCGUGCGUCAUGCAGAAGUGGGGUGGGAAGAGGGAGGUGAUGUACACGGCUUUCAAAGCGCUCGGGAACUCGGUGGAUUACGUGCAGGUCUGCGAUUCAGACACGGUCCUGGAUCCAGCAUGCACCAUUGAGAUGCUGAAGGUCUUGGAGGAAGACCCAGAUGUGGGCGGAGUCGGAGGAGACGUGCAGAUCCUGAACAAAUACGACUCCUGGAUAUCCUUUCUGAGCAGCGUACGCUACUGGAUGGCCUUCAACGUGGAGCGCGCGUGCCAGUCAUACUUCGGCUGCGUCCAGUGCAUCAGCGGCCCCCUGGGCAUGUACCGCAACUCCCUUCUGCAGCAGUUCCUGGAGCCCUGGUACCACCAGACCUUCCUGGGUAGCAAGUGCAGCUUCGGUGACGACCGCCACCUCACCAACCGCGUCCUGAGCUUCGGCUACAAGACCAAGUACACGGCGCGCUCUCAGUGUCAGACGGAGACGCCCACGCGCUACCUGCGUUGGCUCAACCAGCAGACUCGCUGGAGCAAGUCCUACUUUCGCGAGUGGCUCUACAACGCUCUCUGGUUCCACAAGCACAGCCUGUGGAUGACCUACGAGUCCGUGGUCACAGGAUUCUUCCCGUUCUUCCUGGUGGCCACAGUCGUCCACCUGUUCUACCGCGGCCGGCUGUGGAACAUCCUGUUGUUCCUGCUGACGGUGCAGCUGGUGGGGAUGGUGAAGGCCACGUACGCCUGCUUCCUACGAGGCAGCCUGGUCAUGAUCUUCAUGUCCCUCUACUCCCUGCUCUACAUGUCCAGCCUCCUGCCAGCGAAGAUCUUCGCUCUCCUGACCAUCAACAAGGCGGGCUGGGGUACGUCCGGGAGGAAGAAGAUCGUGGUGAAUUUCAUCGGUGCCGUGCCCGUCACCGUGUGGGCCGUCGUGCUCCUGUGCGGCGUGGCUUACACCGUCUACUGCGAGACGCAGGACCCUUUCAGCGAGACGGAGAAGGCCCUCCUCAUCGCCGGCGCCCUCCUCUACGCCUGCUACUGGCUCAUUCUCCUGGUGCUUUAUCUGGCUAUAGUGGCCAAGCGCUGUAACAAGAGAGAGGAACAGUACCAUCUCCCCUACGCCGAGGCAUAGGGCACCUUCUUCAACGCUACUUCAGUGGUGCUGCUGGACAAACAAGCUGCCUGGGACUGGUUUGAGAUCGUUCCCUCUCCACUCCCUGGUGCUAGACCCCAUGUUGGAGGGUGUCAUAUCUAACAUGUUUAACAGCGACGUAUACAGUAGGUUCACUCACAUUAACCACGAGACUCUGAACACUAUGUGGUAAAAGCAUGUCCUAUAUGUGGGAAAUAUUUUUUUAAAAGAUGUUUCAAAGACAUUGGGCAGCAUUUUGCUUCUUAAAUAUAAAGCACAGAUCAGGAGAAAUGUCCAGCCUGAGCUGAUGUUGUCUUACGGAGUCAGUGGUGUGGCAUUGGUGCUUAAACAGUCUGAAUGUAAAUUACACAUUCAGGCUAAUCAGUGGGCACCAGCCCUACAGAGAACUCUGUACAGACACUGACUGGUGUCAUCUGCCAAAACCAAGUCAAACCAUGUUUUUUUGUGAUUUGUAUUGGACAAUCCGACAUAGAUCCGUGCUGUUCAACAGUGUUAAAUGCAGCGCUAUUGAUUUUUCUACUAUAUCAGAUGUUCAUUUGACAGCCUUUAGAGCAAGACCUCUCAUCUUUAAGAUUCUCUGAUGAACUAUUUCUCCCAACAUUGAUAUUUUUCUGGAAAAGCAACCAAAGAGCGUUAUGUACAUUUUGCUAGACCUAUUUAAAUUAGUCAGUGCCAUUACUAGAUGGAGUAGUGUUGUUUUCUUGCUACUUUAGGUGCAGCUGCAAAUUGACUGCAUACAAUAAACAAAAAAAAGCUUAGGAAUACCAACCUUCAAGGAAAAAUGUUCUAAACUCGUAAUCUUUGACUUUAGAGUGAAGAAAGACAUCAGGAGUGACUGUGCAACCUGAAACUUGAAUGUGAAGACGACACACGUUUGUUUACAAGUUCAGUUUUCUAAGAGUAACUGUAAUAGGUGGUCAUCACUUAGCUAGAAAUGCAUUCGCUAUGAAGCUGGUAGUGAUAUAUUAAAGAUAUUAGCAGGGUACUGAUUAGGAAAGAACACUAGUUGCUUGUUUCAGUUCAGUGUCAGGUGCUUGUUUGAUACAAGUGUAUAAUUAACUUUUCAUAUUAGCUCAAUGUCAGCUAAGGCACUUGAAAAAAGUAAUACUAUUUAAGACUAUUAGACGACGUUUUAAAAGCUAUUUGGACCAUACACAGCCAAUUAUAUGUUUAUUACAAAGAGAACUCAUAUAGAGCUGCAUUGCAGUAGGAACACAAGACACUGGAUGCGAGAGCCAUUAGGCAUGACUGCUGGGUCUAAGCAGAGCUGACACACACACACACACACACACACACACACACACACACACACACACACACACACACGUCACUUUUGUACGCUAAACCAGCUUGUUCAGCUCCCCCUGUGCCAAACGUGUGGACCUGCUGAUUACACUCUUGCACCCCCCGACUCCCUCUCUCUGAAAAGACACACAAAUGCUGAGAGAGAAGGAGCCUGGAGGAAGCUUCUGGCAAUCUAUCAGGGACUGUGAACAAGAACACUAAGCCUAGUGUGUUUGGGUGUGCCUAGGCUAAAAUCAGCACCAGUACUGUUAGCGUUUACAGAUACAGCUCAUAUACAACUGUGUUAGACAAACAGUGGACUGAAAGACUAGUUGAUAUGCGGAGGGUGUUUCUCCCAGGGCAGUAGCAGAAGGCAGACAUAAACGUAUCGAUUAUUGAACAUGCCUACAGACUCUGUGAGGAGAAUGAAACAGUUAUUGGUUAUAUUCACUCAGUCAAGUACAAGAUAAGGGAUGAUGUUGGCUUUAAGGCUUCAGAACAGCACUGGCAUACGUAACUUAAGAGGUUCAAAUCUGAAUAUUUGUUUUACUGUUGAAAAUACAUCCAGACUUCUCAUUGCCAUUUCCUAAUUUUAUUUUAAGGAAACGGCCAUGAUCUCAAUCGUUAAACCUGAUGUUCAGUCCAAUGUUGGCAAGUCCUGCUCUGGGGAAGAUACUUGAAGGUGUCUAGCCAU